AAAAAACACACGAGGCCAAAAAAUGGAGGUUAUGAAGAAACACUUUGUUUUGGUACAUGGUGCAUGCCAUGGAAGUUGGUGUUGGUAUAAGCUAAAGCCAUUGCUAGAGGCUGCUGGCCACAAGGUCACUGCCCUUGACAUGGCAGCCUCUGGCAUUGAUUUGAGAAAAAUAGAGGAACUUCGCACGCUUGAUGACUAUACCGUGCCAUUGAUGGAGUUUAUGGAAUCCCUUCCACAAGAGGAGAAGGUCAUACUAGUGGGGCAUAGUUAUGGUGGUAUGAAUUUGGGACUUGCUAUGGAAAAAUACCCACAAAAGAUCUAUGCUGCUGUUUUCUUGACUGCUCUUAUGCCUGAUUCUGUUCACAUGUCCUCCUAUAUUUUGGAUCAGUACUUUGAGAGGACGCCAACAAAGAACUGGUUUGACACCCAAUUUGUAUCAUACGGUUCCCCUGAAGACCCUAUGACAUCCAUAUUUUUGGACCCCAAAUUGUUGGCCCACCGAUUUUAUCAGUUAUGCUCUCAUGAGGAUGUUGCAUUAGCAUCGUCAUUGAUAAGGCCAAGCUCUCUGUUUAUCGAAGAUCUAUCAAAGGCGAAGUAUUUCACAGAUGAAGGUUAUGGAUCAGUGAAGAAAGUUUAUAUAAUCUGCACUGAGGAUAAAGUCUUACCAAAAGAAUUCCAGCAAUGGCUAAUUGAUAACAUUGGAACCGUCACGGAAGCAAAGGAGAUUAAAGGUGCUGAUCAUAUGGCAAUGCUAUGUAUGCCCAAACAACUUUGUGACACUCUCUUGGAGAUUGCCUAUUAAUACAAUUGAUCCAUC
Messenger RNA from Solanum stenotomum, 817 nucleotides. Its product is annotated as salicylic acid-binding protein 2-like. Gene Ontology annotation, biological process: salicylic acid metabolic process; jasmonic acid metabolic process. Gene Ontology annotation, molecular function: methyl indole-3-acetate esterase activity; methyl salicylate esterase activity; methyl jasmonate esterase activity. Lineage: Eukaryota; Viridiplantae; Streptophyta; Magnoliopsida; Solanales; Solanaceae. The coding region runs from base 23 to 802 and encodes 259 amino acids. The transcript has 3 exons. The record is from RefSeq and is a predicted model, not a curated record.